Molecule: messenger RNA, 2297 nt
Organism: Xiphias gladius (swordfish)
Lineage: Eukaryota; Metazoa; Chordata; Actinopteri; Istiophoriformes; Xiphiidae
Gene: skp2
Product: S-phase kinase-associated protein 2, E3 ubiquitin protein ligase
Exons: 10
Coding region: 169-1419 (416 amino acids)
Biological process (GO): SCF-dependent proteasomal ubiquitin-dependent protein catabolic process
Cellular component (GO): SCF ubiquitin ligase complex
Molecular function (GO): protein binding
Source: RefSeq, a predicted model, not a curated record
AUGGCGCCAGCGCUACCGCAUUGCCAUCUAGCUACGCUCGUCAAAAAAAAGCACCCCGCUUUCGUCUCCUUGCUCGCAGUUUCGUCCACUUAGCGACACUGACGCAAGACGUACGACGCGAAGACACGUCAGUGACGUGGGGAAUACAGGGCGCCGCGCUGCUGACGCAUGUCUCUGCAGGAUCUGCCCUGCCUGAGUCUUCAGGGCUCCAUGUUGUCUCAGUCCAAGAGGAUCAACAAACGCAAGUCCAGAUGCGGCUUCACUGAGGGCCUGGACACAGAGUGCACUCCAACAGAGCUCAUCCAGCAGUGGUCACCCCGACACAAGCACCAGCGGCUCAUCAGCAAGGGGAAAGAGAACGACUGCAACCAGUUUGUCCUGGCCAGGAGAUCGAGGAGAAAGAGAGAAUCCACGUCAGCAGGCAUUUCAUGGGACCACCUACCAGAUGAGCUGCUUCUCAAAAUACUCUUCUACCUCCCUCUGCAGGACCUCCUCAGGGUGUCGAUAGUUUGCAAGCGCUGGCAUUGCUUAGCGUUUGAUGAGUCUCUGUGGCACAGCGUCGAUCUGGAGGGGUUGACCCACAUGGGUGUGGCUUUGCAACAGGUCCUGAAAACUGGGGUCCGCAGGCUGCGCUGCCCUCGCUCCUUCUUGGAAGAGCUGCAAUUCACAGGCACAGGCCCACUGCAGAUAGUUCAGAUGGACCUGUCCAGCUCAAUCAUCCCCACCUCAGCUCUGGAGAACAUCAUAUGUCAUUGCAAGUUGCUAGAGUAUCUGAGCCUGGAGGGUCUGCAGCUCUCAGACACCAUCAUCAACUCUCUGGCCAGGAACCCAAACCUGCUGCAGCUCAACCUGAGCGGCUGCUCUGGCUUCUCUGCUCCUGCUCUAGCUGACAUGUUCACAUCCUGCUCCAGUAUAGAGCAGUUGAACAUAUCAUGGUGUGAAUUCAACACUAAUCAUGUGAAGAGUGUUGUCAAUAAUCUAAGCUCCAGUGUUACUCACCUCAACCUCAGCGGUUACAGAGACAGCCUCACACUAGACGAUGUGAAGUUGCUGGUGGUGAGAUGCCCUCAUAUUCAAACUCUAGAUUUAAGUGACAGCACUCUGCUAAUGGCUGACAGUUUCCCAGUCCUCGCACAACUCAAGUAUCUGCUGCAUCUGUCCCUGAGUCGCUGCUACCACAUUCACCUUGCUGCUCUCACUGACCUAGGCAAGACGUUCCCCAUGCUGUGCCUCCUGGAUAUUUUCGGCCUUGUACACGACAGCCACCUGCCCUCUCUGAAGAAAGAGAUGCCUCGCGUCUGCAUCAACUCCCGGCCGUUCUCUGGCAUCGCCCGGCCCACACCUGCCAGCAGGCUCAUCGGUUCCUUCAGCGACCGCACUAUGUGGAACAGGAGGUGUCGACUGAGGUUCAAACUGUAACCACCACGUCUCCCGCCUUUGUUGCUGAGUGUCUCAUGCUGCAGGACUCCAAAACACAUACAGGAAGUCCAGCUUGUUGUGCAGGGAUGGAGUCAUGUUUCAGCAUUCCUUGCUGCUACAGAAUAUGCUUUUAGUGUUGGCUGGCACUAACAGUACUGAAAGUCACAUACUGGACCAUGUUUUUAAGUACUGAAAGUGCAAGCCUGUAGGGAAAUGCCAUUCUUUGUUUAGGAAGUCAGAUUUGAAUGUUGAAUCCAGUUCAUGUUGGAAUGUAUUAACAGAAUGUCUAUAAAUAUUUGGGACAGUUGAUUCCUCAGACAUCUUUUAAUAUGAUGGUAAAAUCUUCUUUUCUCAGCUGUAAUAAUGAGAGAAGAGUUGAUUUUAAUCAGAAUAGGUUUUUAUGUAAAACGAUGUAUCUGGAUCUUGAAUCUCCAAAUCAACUGUUGAUAUUUCUAACGAACCACCUUGUCAAAAAGAAACUUUUAUAUGCAGGCUCAAGGUCUCACUGAGUUGCUGUAAAUGAUCAGCAGCUGAACAGUGUAGAUGUGUUCACUGCUGACCAGGUUGUACAGUUGUACGUUUUGAACUUUCUUCAGCUGGACAGCAGCUGCUUUUUAUACUGAUCUCAUUAUGUCAGUAUACAUGUGUCAUUGCUCUAGAUUACCAUUUCAUUCAAAUGUCAUACAGACAGAACUUAAAUGGAAUACAAGUUUUAAUUUUUAUUAAUUUCCCUUCUGAGUCUUAACGAGUAAACCACUGAAUUACAUAAACUGUUCUGUGUCCCAUCUUGUUUUCAUGUGUUUAAUUGGGCUUUUAAGUCUUCGUGAUUGUUAAGCAUGGAAGUUAUUCUUGACCUUGGAAAUACAGUGCAUUCAGAA